AGCGCCCCACAUCUCCGCCCGCACUGCGCAUGCUCCCAGCAUCCCCCUCUAUCCAGCAGGACUUGAAGACUCGGCUGAAGAUGCUCUCAGCUUCUCGGGUCGCUGGUCGCUUGUCGCCGGGUGAACACUGACUCAUCUGGAAGAACCCAAGCAGGGAGGAGAAGCUGCAGACUGUCCCUUUAGGUUCUCACUCGCUUCUCGGAUUUUUUUUUCCCUUCCCCCCUUCCUCUCCCUCCACUCCAGCAUGGAGAUGAAGAAGUCUUUCUCGGACACCGAGCGAGCGCUCCGGAGCUACGGCGCCGUGUCGGAAACGGCGUGGACGACGGACAAAGGUCACUCCGACGUGUCCAUGGCGGAGAGCACCAUGUCUCCGGAGGAGAUCGAGGUGGAGAUGGCUCGCAUCCAGCGCCUGCGGGAGGUCCUGGUGCGCAGGGAGUCGGAGCUGCGCUUCAUGAUGGAUGACAUUCAGCUCUGCAAAGACAUCAUGAGCCUAAAGCAGGAGCUGAGACAGAUUGUUUCAGUACCAGAGAAAGAAAAGAACAAGAAACACAAGCAGCGGGAGGAGGAGCUGAUCCUAAAGAUCCAUAAACUGGUGCAGAAAAGGGAUUUCCUGGUGGACGACGCCGAGGUGGAGAGAUUAAGGGAGAAGGAGGAGGACAAGGAGAUGGCCGAGUUCCUCCGGCUGAAGCUGCGGCCUCUGGAGCAGAAACUCAAAGCCACGCCGAAUUCCCAAAAGCCCAAGCGACAGAUCCCAGAACCGCCUCCCAACAAACCCUUCAUCACCAAGUCGGGGGCGGCCAUCAUCAAGGACUGCUGCGGAGUCGCCCAGUGUGCUGUAAUGUAACCGACCUCCUUAUUGACGGUCGCUACUCUCAUGUCACAUGACCCAGUCACUUCCUGUUUCUCAGAGAACCACAGACAGCAGCACUCGCCCUUGAGCCCGUUCAGGAAUCAGACCCAUUCCCCAGCUGCGGCCGCGUGGGAACUGAUCCCUGAUCAGCGCUCAAGGUGUGAGGUGUUUUACAGCGGGAGCGCAUCUCUACCGGGGCUGUACAUGAACUAAGCAGAGCUGUAAAUAGAAUCCGAUAGCCGUGUGGUUGAUGUAUUCAUGCAGAAGCAGGUCAGGUCCUUCCUGUACGUCGCAUUCCUUUUAAGGCGAGGAUGCGUCCGACUGGACGAAUAAGGCCUCAAAAGCACAAAACCCACCGCGUCAGUAAUUAGCGGGGUUCUCUGACAUGAACACGAAGCCUCUCAUUGUGUCAUUUAGGACAACAGUUCUCAUUCAUAAGCUAUUACUAUUCUGUUGUUGUUCUGAUGAGCAAAUUUGGUCCAUUAAUUGGGUUCAUGUUCAAAGGUCGGGUUGCAGUGGAUGCUUUUGUGGAUAAAAAUGUUUAGAAAUAACUAAUCUCAUGCCGAUUUAAAACACUUUCACCACUUCAAAUGCUGCUGCAAACCGCUGAUCCAAGUCAGACUUGAUUUCAGUCAUUUUGAUGAGCUUCCAAAGACUUCCUCUACGAACGCCGAGGUCAGACAGUCGUAAACAUUCGUUCAGAUAUCUUUACCUGGAGAUUAUUAGUCGUUUCUCUCAUCUUGAUGUUGAAAAUCUCAUUUUCUAACAACAAAUGUUUUACCUCCUUGUGGUAGGGUUGCGUUCAUCAUGCGCGCUUUAGUUCUUUCCCUGGUUUAUCACACCUGAAUCAGGUCAGAUAUAGCAGCACACACCUUUAAAACGUUUGUAUCUUUUCUCGAUAGUCUUGGCCAUCAUGGGCGCAGUUGGAGAUUUUUUGGUUGUGCAGGUUUUCUUGUCACGUUUUCUCCUUUUGUGGAUUCCGGCUCUCAAUGGGGUCCCAAAGUUUUAGAAAAGUCUCCAUGGCCCUUACCAGACAGAUGUCUGCUUGACUGUUAGGAUAAAAAAAAAAUUCCCAACAAUCUGGCAUAGAUCAGAUAACGGACACCUCCGUUUUCUGAUGAACCUCUCAGUUUGGUUUCUGAUCAAAGAUGAGAAUCCACUGAAGUGAGGCAGGGGCCCUCCUGCUCUCUGGGAUUUUAUUUUACGUUUCCACAGAGGGGAGAGAAAAAAAAAUAAAAAAUCAGGUGGAGAACGCUGACUGGCAUGAAGUCUGAUGUCACUUUUAUUCUUUAACGUUACUCCGAAUCACAGUUCGACGCUUGUAAAAUGCAUCCACUGUAAUCAUUGGUCAUGCUUCCUCAUUCUGCAGGGUCACCUACAGACGCCAUCAACAACCUGGACAUAACGGACAGUACGACCUCACUUGUGGUGAUCAUAAACCCUCGAAAACAAAUUGCAUCCUUUAAAUUUAACCUUGCAUUUCUGUGAUAAACACCAGGAAAGGAAUGAAGCCCCUUUUUAAUGCCUCCAAUAAACCGUGUGUGCUUGAGUGUAUUUAGGACUUUAGUGACUCGCGUCAAGAAAACUGUUGAUCUCUUAUCACUUCUUUCUUCUGAUAACUUGGCGUCCUGUAAGUGUAGUGACUUUAUAAAAGUUCUGCUGUUUAAAAAAAAA
This is a messenger RNA of Poecilia latipinna (sailfin molly), 2524 nucleotides long. It is a transcript of the gene bmerb1, whose product is annotated as bMERB domain containing 1. The record is from RefSeq and is a predicted model, not a curated record. The transcript is spliced from 6 exons. Lineage: Eukaryota; Metazoa; Chordata; Actinopteri; Cyprinodontiformes; Poeciliidae. Bases 245 to 844 code for a protein of 199 amino acids. Gene Ontology annotation, cellular component: microtubule cytoskeleton. Gene Ontology annotation, biological process: negative regulation of microtubule depolymerization.